Dermacentor silvarum is the source of this 378-nucleotide messenger RNA. RefSeq names its product glucose dehydrogenase [FAD, quinone]-like. The record is from RefSeq and is a predicted model, not a curated record. Gene Ontology annotation, molecular function: oxidoreductase activity; flavin adenine dinucleotide binding. Lineage: Eukaryota; Metazoa; Arthropoda; Arachnida; Ixodida; Ixodidae. Bases 1 to 378 code for a protein of 125 amino acids. The transcript has 3 exons.
AUGUUCACCAAGGCACAAGCCCUGGCCAUGACGCAGAUGAUGGCGGUGAUCUUCUCCAAGCUGCCAGCGCAAGAAGACUACUACGACUUCCGCGAACUCUCCGAGACAUACGACUUCAUCAUCGUGGGUGGCGGGUCGGCGGGUGCCCUCUUGGCCAACCGUCUGUCGGCCAAGCCCUCCCUUCGCGUGCUCCUGCUCGAAGCCGGAGGAGUGGAAGACACCCUGAGCGCCGUGCCACUGAUGGCAACACUUCAGCUUCAGGGACCCAAGGACUGGGCCUACUGGACGGAGCCCCAAAGAAACGCAUGCCUCGCGCUCACCGACCAGGACCCUGACGUCAGGAUCCUUACGACGCCAUGCAGUGUGCCGUGGCUAUGA